GCUUCUUAUUCAAAUAUGAUAGGUUAUGUUUGAAUGUUUAUUUUCUACCACGUCGGUAUACCGAUCAGCCGUAUACGCGCUUACGAUUCCUCAUUACCCUAACGAUUAACGCGUUGAAAUUUUUGGGAUUAAAAAGAAACGUUACGAUAAUGUCGAGAAAUGGUAUGGCAUUCAAUAUUUUAUCCAGAAGUAUUUCUACAUCGCCAAUAUCUAAUCAAAUAAUGAAAUUAACACGAUUGAGGGUCGUGGAUAAUAGCGAUAUUGGAAAGCAAGCAAUGUUAGAAGGGAAACCGCCACGCUGUAUACAUGUUUAUAAUAAAAAAGGAGUUGGAUACAUUGGUGACAAAGUUAUGGUUGCAAUAAAGGGUGAGAAGAAGAAAGCUAUAUUAGUUGGCUUGAAACAGAAACAAAAUGUAAAGGUUCCAAAGUUUGACAGUAAUAAUAUAGUUCUCAUAGAUGAUAAUGGAACGCCUUUAGGUACCAGAAUUCAGGUUCCAAUUCCUCAUAUUCUUAGAACAAUAAUGAGAGAAAAAACACACAGCAAAGGUGCUGAUUACACAAAAUUGCUAGCUAUUGCAACAAAAUUUGUAUAAUCGAUUUGUAUAUACUUGAUGUCACGAGAGUCCAUAACUGCGAAAAGACCAGUUUUCGUUCUUUUCUGCGCAUUGUCGCUCUGAUUGGCGAUACUUCCAGCGGAAGUGGAAAGCGAUUGGCGGAUCGCUUUCCCCCACCAUCGCUGCGUUGCCCCGCCAUAUUCCAACCUGCGCGCUUAGUUAUGGACUCUCAUGACAUCAAGUAUAAAUAGAAACCUACUUUCAUUUACAUAUGUGUAUACAUAGUUAAUUAAAUGUAUGAAAUAUGUUGUUUCAA
Osmia lignaria (orchard mason bee) is the source of this 870-nucleotide messenger RNA. It is a transcript of the gene mRpL14, whose product is annotated as mitochondrial ribosomal protein L14. Gene Ontology annotation, cellular component: mitochondrion; ribosome. Gene Ontology annotation, biological process: translation. NCBI's taxonomy places the organism in Eukaryota, Metazoa, Arthropoda, Insecta, Hymenoptera, Megachilidae. Gene Ontology annotation, molecular function: structural constituent of ribosome. The record is from RefSeq and is a predicted model, not a curated record.